Molecule: messenger RNA, 1207 nt
Organism: Hevea brasiliensis (rubber tree)
Lineage: Eukaryota; Viridiplantae; Streptophyta; Magnoliopsida; Malpighiales; Euphorbiaceae
Product: methionine--tRNA ligase, chloroplastic/mitochondrial-like
Exons: 6
Coding region: 184-1191 (335 amino acids)
Biological process (GO): methionyl-tRNA aminoacylation
Cellular component (GO): chloroplast stroma; mitochondrion
Molecular function (GO): ATP binding; methionine-tRNA ligase activity
Source: RefSeq, a predicted model, not a curated record
CGUAAUUACGUAAAUUUUAGACGGACGAUAUGGUCGUCACUCGGGCUAACAGAACCAAAACCGAGCGCUGCUGCUUUGUCGAUAGGCCUCUGCGUUUAAAGAAGAACCAGAAUCUGCUUGCAAGCUGCAACAGUCUGCCUUGAACAGUGAGAAACCCAAUCUUGAGUUUAAUAAAAGGAAGAAAUGGCUGCGAGAAUAAACUGCUCAAUACAAAACACUCUUUGCCUCUUAAACCCUCUCUAUUCCAUCAGUACAAGACCAAGGACAACUGCCCAUUUCAAGAAUCGUCUCAGUUUCCCUCCAAAUCUCUUCUUUUCUUCUUCUAAAUCAAGAACGGUUGCGUUUUGCACAAUUAACAAUUGCAGUCACAAUAGUGCCCAAAACGAUGAAGCAGUUGCAACAGAAACAUUCGUCCUCACAUCUCCGCUUUAUUACGUGAAUGCUCCUCCUCAUAUGGGUAGUGCCUACACCACCAUUGCUGCUGAUGCCAUAUCUCGAUUUCAGAGGCUUUUAGGAAAGAAGGUUAUAUUCGUCACUGGCACAGAUGAGCAUGGAGAGAAGAUUGCAACUGCUGCAGCUGCCCAUGGCUUCAGCCCAAGUGAGCACUGUGAUGUUGUAUCUCAAGCUUACAAGACACUUUGGAAAGAUUUAGAAAUUGCGUAUGACAAAUUCAUUCGGACAACUGAUCCCAAGCACGAAGCAAUUGUUAAGGAAUUUUAUUCUAGGGUUCUUGCCAAUGGGGACAUUUACCGUGCUGACUAUGAGGGACUAUACUGUGUCAACUGUGAGGAGUAUAAGGAUGAGAAGGAGCUACUUGAUAACAACUGCUGCCCCAUGCAUCUAAAGCCAUGUAUUCAGCGGAAAGAGGAUAAUUAUUUUUUUGCCUUGUCAAAGUACCAAAAACUAUUAGAAGAAACUUUGAUGCAUAAUCCAAAUUUUGUGCAGCCUUCAUUCCGUUUGAAGGAGGUGCAAAGCUGGAUCAGAAGUGGCUUGAAAGAUUUUUCAAUUUCCCGUGCAUCAGUGGAUUGGGGCAUUCCUAUUCCUAAUGAUAAUAAGCAGACUAUAUAUGUGUGGUUUGAUGCUUUACUGGGUUACAUCUCAGCUUUAUCAGAGGACAAGGAGCAACCUAAUUUACAGAGUGCUGUUUCUUCUGGCUGGCCUGCUUCGCUGCAUUUGAUUGGCAAGGUUUAACCAUUUUUAUUGCUUU